Molecule: messenger RNA, 978 nt
Organism: Brassica oleracea var. oleracea
Lineage: Eukaryota; Viridiplantae; Streptophyta; Magnoliopsida; Brassicales; Brassicaceae
Product: chaperone protein DnaJ-like
Exons: 7
Coding region: 225-689 (154 amino acids)
Cellular component (GO): cytoplasm; nucleus
Source: RefSeq, a predicted model, not a curated record
UACAAAAAAGAAAGAAAAUAAACUGAAAAAAAAAUCAAAGCGAAACCACAGAUUCGAUUGAUAUUUUGCUGCUGAAAUUCCAUUAUAUCCUGGAGAAAAAGAAAAGAUUUCAGUAUUUUCUCUGCCAUUAGUUUGAUUUUUCCGAGGAAAUAAAUAAGAAAAAGAAAAAUCGGCAGUCCUUUUUAUUCAUUUAUUGCUGUUUAUUUUCUUUAAUUAGAUGAUGUAUGAAGAGAUUGUUCCUGUGUUCGUCUCUGCAUCAGAUGGAAGAUAACAAUUCUCCCAAGAAGGAUUACUAUAAGAUUCUAGAAGUUGAUUAUGAUGCAACUGAGGAGAUGCUCAAGCUGAAUUAUCGGAAGCUUGCAUUGAAGUGGCAUCCUGAUAAGCACAAUGGUGAUACUAUGGCUACUUCAAAGUUUCAGGAGAUCAAUGAAGCUUAUAACGUGCUAAUGGAUCCUGAUUUACGUUUUGAGUAUGAUUUAACCGGAAUAUACGAGAUUCACAAGUAUACUUUGCGGGAGUAUCUGGCUAGGUUUAAGGGAAUGAUACUCACUUGCAAUGGACUAGGCAUCAGUCACUCCUCAUCGCCAUGGACACAACAAUUGGCGGAAGGCAAUAUCACUACAGAUGAGCAAGGUUUCGAUCUGGCUUCUGUAUCAACUGAAACUGAAACAGAAACAGAGCUUAAGUAACAUUUGAUCUUGAAACUCAAAUGGCAUUAUCAUUCGGUCUUCCACAAAUUUUGAUCAGGAGCUGUAAUACAGAGGUGUAUGAUUUUUAUGUCCACCCCCAUUCGACGAUAUAACAGCCUUUUCAGGAUGUUUAUGUUUUAGAAAUAUGAUGGUAUUACACAAUAAGAAGAAAACAUUGUGUCUAGUCAAUGCUUAACCUUCAUAGAUUUUGUGAGUUAAGCCUUUACUCUGUGUUUGUAUUAUAUGGGUUAUACUCAGUGAAGACUUCAAUCUUCGGAUAUUUUUAUUA